AUGUCAAAAUUAUCUCUCUUAGACUCUCCUUAUGCUAAGAUAUUUUACCUUAUUUAAGAAUUCUAGAAAUACUAAUAUAUUACUUGGAUUGAAAAAUCUCAUAUCAAAGGUAAAAAAUUAUUAAAAGUUUUAGACUUAAUAAUUAAUAAGGAUGUAUCAGCCAACAACUUGCUAUUCUCUUAAAAUGAUUAAGAUUUUAAAGAAAAUCUAAUAAAAUUAAUUAUAUAUAUUAGAUUAUAAAUAGAAUAAUAAUAUGAAGAUGAUGAUGUUUCGACUAGCAAAAGUCUUAAAACAUUUUAAAAAGAGAAAUUAAAGUUGAAUUUAAAAAAUAGUAACUUUAAUUUAGCAAUUAAUAAGGAAUGA
Paramecium sonneborni is the source of this 363-nucleotide messenger RNA. The record is from the annotation of a GenBank genome assembly. NCBI's taxonomy places the organism in Eukaryota, Ciliophora, Oligohymenophorea, Peniculida, Parameciidae.